UCCACUAUCAACAGCUUAUUUUCCCUUAAAAUAAACAUUCAUUUCAACAUAUAUAUACAUACAGUUGCUAUAUCUAUACAAAAAUCACCUUCAAAUAAGUUAAGAGUUUAUAGAAGAUGACGAUGAUGGAAGUGAGAUCAAGAGCUCCGGGAAAGAUAAUACUGGCCGGAGAACAUGCGGUUGUUCAUGGAUCAGCCGCCGUGGCUGCUUCAAUUGGCAUAUAUACAUCUGUAUCUAUACGUUUACACUCACAACUUUCUUCUUCUGUUGAUAAAGAUGAUAUUCUCACGCUCCGUCUAAUGGAUGUGGACCUAGAAUUUUCUUGGCCAAUUAGAAGAAUCAAAGAGGUAUUACCUGAUUCAGCCAGUACUAUUGCAUCCUCACCCGCAACAUGUUCCCCAGAAACCAUCAAACUCAUUUCAGUUUUAGUGGAUGAACAUAAAAUUCCAGAGGCAAAUAUUGGAAUUGCUUCUGGAGUCAUUGCCUUUCUCUGGUUAUACACUUCUAUUCAAGGGAAUAAAGCAGCAACAGUGACUGUCUCAUCUGAGCUUCCCUUGGGUUCAGGAUUGGGUUCAUCUGCAGCAUUCUGUGUUUCACUUUCUGGCGCUUUGCUUGCUUUAUCAGAUUCUGUUACAGUUGAGUUUAGCCGAGAAGGUUGGGUUGCUUUUGGAGAAAAAGAGCAGCAACUGGCGAACAAAUGGGCUUUUGAGGGUGAAAAGAUCAUUCAUGGGAAGCCAUCUGGGAUCGACAAUACAGUUAGCACAUUUGGGAAUUUGAUUAAAUUCAAAUCAGGUGCUUUGACAUGCAUCAAAUCCAAUAUGAUACUUAAGAUGCUAAUUACCAACACAAAAGUGGGUAGAAAUACAAAAGCACUAGUUGCAGGUGUUUCAGAACGUAAGAACAGGCAUCUGGAUGCUAUGACAUCUGUAUUUACUGCGGUUGAUUUAAUCAGCAAUGAAUUUGCUUCAAUAAUUCAGUCAUCUUCUGAUGAUGAUAUUGAGAAGGAACAAAGGGUAGAAGAGUUGAUGGAAAUGAACCAAGGUUUGCUUCAAUGUAUGGGGGUCAGUCAUACGUCUAUUGAAACCGUGAUCCGGACAACAUUGAAGUAUAAAUUAACUUCCAAGCUGACUGGAGCUGGUGGAGGUGGAUGUGUUCUAACUUUCUUACCAUCAUUAUUGUCAGAAACAGUAAUCGACAAAGUAAUCAAGGAGCUUGAGCAAUGUGGAUUUCAGUGUUUGAUUGCUGAAAUCGGUGGUAACGGACUUGAGAUUUGCUUUGAUGGCUGUUCAUAAUUCCUCAGUUUAUAACCAUCUUGUCUGUGACAACCAGGCUCAGAUGGGAGAUUCUUAACAUCUGGUGUGUUAAAACAGUUUCAUAUUGGAUUGUUGUAAGAUGCGUGUUAGCUUCUACUUUGUCUCAACAUUGAUUUAGUAUAGAAUAAUAUUAUUACAAGUUUCAUA
This is a messenger RNA of Erigeron canadensis, 1460 nucleotides long. Its product is annotated as mevalonate kinase. Lineage: Eukaryota; Viridiplantae; Streptophyta; Magnoliopsida; Asterales; Asteraceae. The transcript has 5 exons. Gene Ontology annotation, biological process: isoprenoid biosynthetic process. Gene Ontology annotation, cellular component: cytoplasm. The record is from RefSeq and is a predicted model, not a curated record. Gene Ontology annotation, molecular function: ATP binding; mevalonate kinase activity. Bases 117 to 1292 code for a protein of 391 amino acids.